CGAGUAAAUUCCGCUCAGCUUCCACCCAGUUAAAUUACGGCCUCCUUGUAUCUGUCGGAUACAUUUUGAGUCUUGCGAAAAGCCUGCCACAAAAGAAGUUGAUCUCCUUAUUCUUGUCUCCGCCGCAAUGGGAUGCGCACUUCUGGAAAGCUCGCAAGCUCGCCUCUCUUCGGAGGUUCUCUCUCUGAGACCCCGGAUCUGCUUGUCUACGUACAGAGUGGAACGCUUUCAUCGGCCCUUCACAUGCUUGAGCGAGUAAGGUCCUCUACGGCUCCUGUACUGUGCCUAUCGUUCCGAAUAGGGUGUGACACUCGUGUUUCUGAUGAUUGCUUGUAUUACAUGGAAAGAAAGUGCAUAUACCAGCAGCAGGGUAACGGUCCUUGUAGCUCUGGCAUCAGUCGUAACCGUUGCACUCCCACUGCCUUCGAUUGCGCCUUCACGUUGAUUGUGCCAAGCAUAAGCGUCUUUGAUUGCUCACUCGCCGAGAUCGUCGCAUCUGGGUCUGCUUACAAGGAGCGAUCGAUGCAUAGACUCCCCGCCAUGCUGCAUACACUGGAACCUGACCCGCAUGCCGCACCCUAGGCGCAGAUUACCGCGCAAGGAAGCUUCCAGGGUGUGUGGAUGACUCCUUCCAUAGGUCAGAAGGCAUCUUUUUUACGAACGGGUGGGUGGUUAGAAUUUCAAUUAAGAGUUUCGAG
Molecule: messenger RNA, 698 nt
Organism: Tilletiaria anomala UBC 951
Lineage: Eukaryota; Fungi; Basidiomycota; Exobasidiomycetes; Georgefischeriales; Tilletiariaceae
Exons: 1
Coding region: 133-582 (149 amino acids)
Source: RefSeq, a predicted model, not a curated record